This is a messenger RNA of Salmo salar (Atlantic salmon), 1354 nucleotides long. It is a transcript of the gene olah, whose product is annotated as oleoyl-ACP hydrolase. Gene Ontology annotation, biological process: lipid biosynthetic process. The record is from RefSeq and is marked provisional. NCBI's taxonomy places the organism in Eukaryota, Metazoa, Chordata, Actinopteri, Salmoniformes, Salmonidae.
GGAAAUGCUUUGAGAAAAUGUGAAGUGCCACGUCUAUUUAACAGUAGAAUGGACAAGGUGAUCAACUGCUUCAGUAAGAGACCUGAUGCCGUGGCCAGGCUGAUAUGCUUCCCAUGGGCAGGUGGAGGCUCCAUACACUAUGCACGCUGGGGGAAAAUCCUCACCUCCAUUGAAGUGUUUGCUGUUAAACUUCCUGGCAGGGAGGCUCGAGCCAAAGAGCCCUUCUUUCAAAGCAUGGAGCAGAUUGUAGAUGAGGUCAUCAAUGUGCUACUGCCGGUGCUCAAGGAGAAACCAUUUGCCCUCUUUGGCCACAGCUUUGGCGCCAUGACCAGCUUUGCUAUAGCAGAUACUUUGAAAAGAGUCCACAAGUUGGAACCAAUUCACAUCUUCCUGUCUGGUGCCUCAGCACCCUACUCUGAGAUGCGUAUCCAAGCCCCAAAGAGAAGUGAUUUAUCAGAUGAGGAGUUCCUCCAGUGGAUGACCAGGAUUGGUGGGACUCCCCCCGAGUUACUGGCCAAUCCUGAGGUUGUAAAGCUCUUCCUACCUGCGCUGAAAGCCGACCUCCACGUGGUGGAGAACUACAGGUGUGACAGGCCAGAGAGUCCUCUCUCAUGCCCAGUCACAUGCUUCGAUGGAAAGCAGGACAUGCCUCAUGACUUACAAGCAUGGAAAGACAUAUCAUCUGGAGAUUUUACAGUGCAAAUGCUACCUGGAGCUCACUUUUAUUUAAAAGAUGCAGCCAAUGAGAAGGUCAUAUUGGACUACAUCACAAAGUAUCUGGAGAUGGCGGAAAUUGACUACUUGUAGCUAUGAAGGGCACAGUGGCAGAAAAGGAAAUGUAUCAUGUUAUGUUUCCAUUGUAGUGACACAACCAGUUUUACUUAGUUUUUGAAGAAUAGGAGUCCAAGAAGCAUUUCAACAGUAGUAUCUAUGCCUUUGAGCAAUAAUGCAAAUGAUGGAAGUAGGGUUUGUUGACCAUGUGAAUCUAGCCGAUGUGUUUAGGAUUUUACGAGUGACGUAAGAUGUAUUACAGCCUAAAAUGGAAUCCAGAGAGAUUGCCUGACUAGUCCUCAAAUUAAAUUGUAUUGGCCACGUACACAUGAUUAGCAGAUGUUAUUGCGAGUGUAGCAAAAUGCUUGUGCUUCUAGUUCCGACAGUGCAGCAAUAUCUAACAAGUAAUAUCUAACAAUUCCACAACAAAUACCUAAUACACACAAAUCUAACUAAGGAAUGGAAUAACAAUAUAUGGAUGAGCAAGACAGUGGCAUAGGCUAAGAUGCAAUAGAUGUAUUAAAUGCAGUAUAUACAUGAGCUGAGUAAUGCAAAAUAUGUAAACGUUAUUAAAGUGGCAUUA